UAUUGAUAUUUCUGAUGGAGUUUUGAACUUUGAUGUUUCAUGAGUAAAUUGCUUUUGCCAAUUUGCCCAAUUCACUUGACAGUUGUGAUAUUUUGUGAACUUUAGUGGCCGAAAAUUUGUAAUAAAUUAAAGGCUUGUGUAAAAUCUAUCAACUAAAAUGCCGUCGAAGCAAAGGAAAAUUGCAAUGAUGGGCUACAGAUCUGUUGGAAAAUCUUCCCUUAUUAUACAGUUUGUUGAAGGCCAAUUUGUAGAUUCAUAUGAUCCAACUAUUGAAAACACUUUUACAAAAUUCAUCCGAUUAAAUUCAACAGAGUAUGAAGUAAAGUUAGUGGAUACAGCUGGUCAGGAUGAGUAUAGUAUAUUUCCUCUCCAAUACAGUAUGGAUUUUCAUGGCUAUGUUUUAGUGUAUUCUAUCACCUCAAGUAAAAGCUUUCAAAUUGUUCAAAUAAUAUAUGACAAAUUGUUAGACAUGGUUGGGAAAAUACAUGUUCCCAUUGUUUUAGUUGGAAAUAAAACAGAUCUCCAUUUAGAAAGAAAGAUCAGUACAGAGGAAGGAAAGAGAUUGGCUGAAAAAUGGAAUGCUGCUUUUGUAGAAACCAGUGCUAAAAGGAAUGAGUCUGUUACGGAUAUGUUUCAUGCGAUGCUCUCUGAAAUAGAAAGAUCAGAUGGGCAUAUGCCUGAAAAAAGUGGAUGUACUAUAUGUUAAGAAAAGACUAAAUCAAAGUGCUUGAUGUGAUUAUAUUUUCGUGCACAGCAGUAACAGUAGCUAUUAUAUUUAGCAAUUAAAUUAUGUUGUGUUCACUUGUAUGUAAUGGAUAUGAACAGUUUAAAAGUUUUCUUUUAUCAUAAUUUUCAAAGUGGAGUAGUAAUUACCAUAUACGGCUAUUGUGACUGUAAUUAAUACAAAUACAUUACACUUCAAUCAGUAAGUAAAAAUUGGUCUUUUAAGUAAGUUAAAAUAGAAAUAAAAUUUAUUUAAUAAGUAUCCAAUUUCAGUGCCCUUUUUGUUGUUCCAGCUUUCAUUCUAAAUAUAUACUUUUAAAAAGCCCCAAAUUGAAUAAAGAGCUGAAAGCAAUGAAGGGCAUUUCAUGUUGUUAUAUUUCAGUUUUUAGUUUUUACAGUUUUAGUAAAAGAGUUUUUUUCUUCCCAAUAGUCUGAAGCACUAUUGGGAAGAAAAAAAAGUGUUUUUUAUCAUUCUGAGGGACAGUUUGAACUAUCUCCACUUGAUGGUAAAGUCAAUAUAGCCUAAGUAUGAUACUAAACCUGUAUACAGGUUUUCUUGUGAACAUUACAUUAUACAGUUGAACCUCUUAAAGGCUCGCCUUGAUAAGUUGAAAACCUACCUAACUUGUAAUUAUUGUUAUAUAUUAUGUUUUGAACAUUCCUUGAUUCCACAUACUGCAAGGGAUGUUUGUAAACUGUGUUUCCACCCAGCACCACAAUAGACACAAUUUAAUGUCACUCAAUUUCAUAUAACUAUUGUAAUUCUUGAAUAUUUAUGAUGUCAUAAUUAGGCGAGGGUAGAUAAGUGCAAUGUUAAGCAUAACUCAAAUUUCAUAUGUAGAAUAAAAAUAUUAAUAGGGUAUUUGACUCCUUAACAAUUACUUCCUUAGAACCUAAUUUAAAAAUAAUAAUGUACACUUAUAAACAAAAAUAAUUUAGCAAAGAAAGUGUGAAAGAGUAGGGAAGUAGGGAGUCUUCAGCCCCUUUUUCGCGAAAAGAAAAUUUCUAUGAAGGUAUAUAAGUUAUGUAAAUUUCUAUGGUCUAUGGCAUAUGGCAUGCAAAAUUUUCGCUUUGCGAGAAAAGGACAGAAUUCAAUUCGCCUUAUGGUGGAUUUACACAAUCGCGUGAAUCGCGAGGCCAAUAAUGAAUACGCAUGUGUUAACACUACGCACGUUAUGCGCCUUGGGAUUUGCAUAUCCGUGAUAAGACCAGUUUUUCGUACAUAAUCAUAGGAAAGAAAAUGUAUGAACAAUGGUCAGUUUAACAUUUUUUAUUACAAACUCUUAUAAAUUAAAAGUCUCGAGUCAAAUACCGUAUAGUCAAUCUAGAAAAUAAGCUUCAAAAUUUUGUGGUACAUUAGCUUUGUGGAUCCAUUAUAUUGCAUGUCAGCAAAAUAUUAUAUCAAGAGCAUGGUGAAACCAAAAAUAGUUCAAAAAAAUUACAUAAUAAUUUGUUUAUAUAUAGCAUUUUCUAUUGUUAUAAGUACAUCAAAUAUUUAUUUGUAUCCAUUUAGAUUUAAGUGUGUAUGAUAAAUUUUGUCUGAAAAGAUAUUAAAUUAUGACUUAAGUUUUUAAAUUUAAAUCUUAAUCUACAUGUCAUAGGCCAAGCUUGAAAGAGAACUAUCAGUAGAUAAGAAAUAUAAUUAUUUUGUUUUUAUGUUAUGACUGAUUCCAGACUUAUUUACAAUUGAAAAGCUGUUGGGCCCUUCUGUUUAUAAAUUAUAUAUAUAACAUAGUGUACUCGAUUGGUUAAGAAUUUGAUCAACGAAAACAGUUUACAAUUUAUAUUACGAAAAUGUGUUAGAUUGCAUUUAGUAAAGUGAGCAUACAUGGUACCCAUACUAUUUUAAUUGUUUUAUAUGUGUUUUUUUAACCAAUCAACGUGAUUAUAGGAUAAUAUUAUGACUUAAGUACUUUGUGUCUGUUAUAAAAUUAAACAUUGUUUUCAAUAGCUUUUUUAUCGGCUUUUAAAAAUAAUGUGUAUAGAAAUUAUUUAUAACUGAUCAGUCUAGAUUUUUUACCUUACAUUUAUAUCGAUGUUUUAUUGAAUUAUGCUGUAAUCGUUUUAGUUAGCGGUAUUAAUAUUUUAAGUUCCAUCGAAAUAUGGGACUAAAAUUCGCUUGUAGUAUAGUUGGUUGAUUGCAGUACCAAAUAAUGCUAACAUCCUUAAUUAAAAAAAUUGUAUUAAAAAGAAAGUUUUUCAAAUCUACCUAACAUUUUUUUUUUGUUUUUUUUUUCUUGAUAAUUCAGUAUUCACCGAAAUGGUAUGGAAUGGUAGGUACCUUCCUCUCCAGAGACAUGCAGUGACCUUUUUUUAAAGAAAUUGUUAUAGUACAUAUGAGAAACUCUUAUUAUUUGUAAUCUUGAAUCUGGAAUGUUAAUAAAAAUUGUGAAUAAUUGUGUGCGGCAAUAAUAGGGCCAUUUCAAUUUGAAAGAAUAGCACAAAGUGUAGUAGAAUCUUUUUAUACAGCAAAGUUUUUGGUCUUAAUGUUGGUACUUUGAUUGAAACUUUUCGGUAAUUGCAUAUAUUGUAGAAGAAAAAUUUAUUCCAGGACACAGACGAGAACAAUGUAUGAUACCUAAUUUUAAAGUGGAAUCUGAUGAUUUUUUUUUUGAUGUUGCUGUGACAAAUUUUAUAAAAAAGUUAACAUUCAUAGUACUUUUUAGGGAUUUGUUUUGGUUAAAACGGGUGUUAACGUUAAUAAAAAGGUGUGAUUUCAUAAAGAACUACUCUUGUAUGCGAAGAAUUAUUUUUAAUAUCAUUCUAAUAAGAUUUAUGAUGUCGCUUAAUAAGUGGAGCAAAAUAAAAUGCCUCACAAUCUGAAUAAAUAUGUGAACAUAUAUCAUGCUUAGUUUCCUAAAACAAUGUAGGUACUUACUACAAAUACAUACUGUAAAAUAUUAAAUUUACACAUAAUGGCCUAUUACUAGAUAUGUAAUAUUUACAGUUACUUAAUAAAACUAAUUUUAUUUUGUCAUACUAUUUUGUUACAAAAAAUACUGGCAAAAGAAAGACCAUAAAAGGGUUGAAAAUGUAAAUGAUUUAUUAAUAAUAGAGUCUUAUAUUAUAAUUGUGAUUUAUGUACACUGAUUUUAAUGUAGUGUUUUGCGUAAUACUAGAAUCAAUGUAGUGAAAUAGGACUCUUUAUUUCUAGAUAGUAUAGUUUAUAUGAAUAUUGCGUGAUCGGCUGUAGCAUAGAAUGUAAUUAUGUAAAUAUUUUUAUUUAAAGCUAUUAGACAAAGUGGCACAAAUUAUAAAUUUAGAAUAUCAUCAAGUCAAGUCAAUAAAGAUUAUGAAAAACUGAAAA
Molecule: messenger RNA, 4030 nt
Organism: Zerene cesonia (dogface butterfly)
Lineage: Eukaryota; Metazoa; Arthropoda; Insecta; Lepidoptera; Pieridae
Gene: Rheb
Product: GTP-binding protein Rheb homolog
Exons: 5
Coding region: 158-706 (182 amino acids)
Biological process (GO): small GTPase-mediated signal transduction
Cellular component (GO): plasma membrane
Molecular function (GO): GTP binding; GDP binding; GTPase activity
Source: RefSeq, a predicted model, not a curated record